AAGGGAAGAGGAAAGGGACUAGUAAAGAGUGACUAUGAAAAGGUUCAUUCAUCUAGCAGGCGCUGAAGCGAAGACAACUUAAGGCUUGCAGCAGCCUGUGUAUCAGAGGUGGGAGCAUAUCCUUUGCACAGGGACUGUAUGGGGAGCUACAUCUCCUUCGGGAGCAACGUAUGGGGACAGCCUUCACGUCCCUUCAUCACAUCACUAGCUUGUCCUACCGACAAGUGGUGGCAGUGUCAGACAGCUGGCGAAGGAAACUACUGAAACCCUAGGGAAAAACAGGAUGGAAUGCCAUUUCGCUUCAUUUUAACUCCUGCAGAACUGAUGAAAUCACCGUGCUGGUCAGGAGCAGGUAGCAGGGACAAACUAUUGGGAUCCCGGUACACAGUUAGCAUAUACUUUUCGGAAUUACACGCAGAGCAGGAGCAGAAGUGUUGGGAUCACAGCGCGUGGCCCUUGUGCAGAAGUGCUGGGGUCUGGGCACAGGCAGAUCUGUUGGAAACACUUUGGAAGUUUAACAGUUCAAUAAAAAAAGCUGUUAAAAUCGCAAUACAUAUUUGCGGAACUGUUGGAAACAGUGCCCAGGAACAGAACUAAUGGAAUCCCAGUACAAGCCGCAAAAGAACUAGAUCCCAAGAAAAGAGUUACAACAGGCUUGUUACCAAGGAGCAAAAAUAUUGAUGCCGCCUAACCAGCCUGUCAGAACUUUUAUGGAGUCGUAGUAGACAGGACACCAGCUGGGAUUCCUGCAUAUGCUAGGAUAGUCUUCAUGUGUCUAUGUAUCUCAGGAAAAAAAACUGCUGGAAUACCAGUGUUAUAGACAGUGCAGAGAAUCCUGCCACUUUCUUUUUACCGGAUCAACGAGAGUUGUUAGAAAUAGUUGCAUACAAAGUAAUCAAAAGGAACGGCUGGAAGUGCUAAUGCACCUAGCUGAGCCGAGGGCACAGGAGAUUCCAUUUUAAGAGGGCAGGUGAAGUUCAUCUGGACCUUGUGAAGAAGAGCAUCUUCCGUGCUGGUGUCGUUGUGCAACAUGUGCUAAGGUUCUGUCACUAGCCGGGUGCAUGGACAGGGCUUAUGGAACUGAGGCUACGGCUUCCUACUCGUCUGGAUGCGGCUUCUUUGGGCUCGCUGAAGAAAAACGCCCUGCUAUUGCUCGUAAUGUUUACUCUGUGGGUCUACCUAUUUUAUUACAGUGUGGGUACUUGCAAUCCCUUGCCAAUGGACACUACCCGAGGGGUAAGUUCGGGGGCUCCAGUACCCAGCCUCCUCUCUAGGGUGCUAGUUCGAGCCCCGAGUUGGACGCCUGAGGUCGGUGUACCUGCUAGGGCUUCUUCCAGGGACUUGCUGCAGGACGAGGGUCCUGGUCAAAGGGAGCAGAGUGGCUCCGCCUCGGACACUAUUCCUAUUUCAACAUUCUACAACGGUUCUGGUACUAAGAAGCUGCCUCAGGCCAUCAUUAUUGGGGUGAAAAAGGGGGGCACACGGGCUCUGCUUGAGUUUUUGCGGGUGCACCCAGACAUUCGAGCAGUUGGUGCAGAGCCACAUUUCUUCGAUCGGAACUAUGACAAAGGUUUCCGAUGGUACAGGGAUUUGAUGCCAAGAACACUUGAUGGACAAAUCACCAUGGAAAAGACUCCCAGUUACUUUGUCACCAAGGAGGCACCUGCCCGUAUUUGUGCAAUGUCAAAGGAUACCAAGCUUAUUGUGGUAGUCCGUGACCCUGUCACAAGAGCAAUCUCAGACUACACUCAGACCUUGUCUAAGAAGCCAGACAUCCCAUCAUUUGAGAGCCUGACCUUCAAAAAUAGGACUACAGGUCUCAUUGACACAUCAUGGAGUGCUAUCCAAAUUGGCAUUUAUGCCAAGCACCUUGAGAACUGGCUUCAGUACUUUCCAAUGGACCAGAUCCUCUUUGUCAGUGGUGAGAGACUAAUUGUUGACCCAGCUGGGGAACUGGGAAGGGUUCAGGACUUUUUAGGGCUUAAGAGAAUUAUCACAGACAAGCAUUUCUAUUUUAACCAGACCAAGGGCUUCCCUUGUUUGAAGAAAUCAGAAGGCAGUAGCAAGCCUCAUUGCUUGGGUAAAACUAAAGGCAGAACACACCCCAAUAUAAAUCCAGAAGUCAUUCAGAGACUUAGAGACUUCUACAGACCAUUUAAUAUGAAGUUUUACCAAAUGACUGGUCACAGUUUUGGCUGGGAUUGACUGUGACCAUGAUUUCUAAUUACUGUAAUGAUAUGUGAAGUUAUUGCUUAUAUAUAUAUAUAUAUAUAUUAUAUAUAUAUGUAAAGUGUACAGAAAUCUAUUUUAUAAUAAUUUAUUUUUAAUUCUUAAAGCAAUUAAUUCACUAAAGCUGCCUAACCACACAGUGUAGAAAAUGUAGUCCAGAAUGUGUUAACAUUCCACAGAUUGUACACAAGAAUAUUUUCUUCUUGAACUCAUGGUGCUUCCAUUUCAUUGCUCAAGGUUAAGUACUAAACAAAUAACACACGUCUUUUGUUACGGGUAUGUAAUAUCCUCAGAUACUUGUCACUGUUUCACUUAUUGAAGAAUUGAACCUGAAAGAAUUAGGAACCAUUUCAGGCUUGUGCAUAACAGCAAGAGAACUUAAUGACUGACAAAUGAUUUUUCAUAAUCUCCAUUGUGCAGAUGUUAGUGUGUGUUGCAUUUGUUCUUUUUAAAUGAAGCAGCGGUCAGAUUACUGGCCGAAUGAUUACUCCCUGCAUCACGGGAAGCAUGAGGAUAAGGUUUUAUGUAAAUAUGAGAUGCAAAUCUUAGGGGGUUUACCCUAAAGAAAUAGCAGAACAAAGUUACAACAAGGCAGGCUUAUUUUGUAUAAUAUGAGCAGUAUGAGAAACAGGCAAUGUGAAUGUCACAUACUCUGCAAAGGAUCCCGCUUAAAAUGCUGCAUUCCUUUCUUGCACUUUUUAGAGAAACUUACUUAAGUUUUAAUUUAAUUAUCUGUUAACUAGAUAAGUGGACUGAUCCUUAUAAAUCCUUAAUACCAACAAUUGAGGACUAAGGCUAUGAGCUAGUAACAACCUUGUCCUGCACUCUUGGGUUUGAUUCCUUCGGUCUCCAUUUGCCCACCGUGUGACAGUAUGUCUCCUAACCAGCCAGUGCUGCUUGGUCUCCACUAAAAAUGGAUUUCAUCUGGGUCUAUUCUGUCUUCUUGAAUCCCAUGUUUAUGAAACACAUUUGAUUGUACACAGGAGCACAGAGCUGUUUCCCUGAAUAUAUAAAAGAUCAUACCUGGUGUACUUGAGGAUGCAGUGAUUUUGUGCAAAACACACUGCCAAUACAUAAAAAAAUACAUGUUUUCCAGUAGUGAGCAAAAAAAAAAAAAAAAAAAAAAAUUAGUCUAACUUGAGCAAAUUAAAAAUGAGCAAAUUAUGUUUGUGGACAGGAUAGCAAAAGAUUUCAACCCAUUUGGGCAAUGCAGUUACCAAACUAACUAACUAAACAAACAAACAGCAAACAAACAAACAAAUAAAUAAAUAAAUACGAAAGAGCUAAAAAGGGCAUAGGCAGAGCCUGGGAGUCAGCCAGUCAUCAUGUCUUUGGGAAGUGUCUUGAAUCUGAGGUAUCCUCAGAAAACCUAUAAAUAAUGUGAGGUGAAUUUAACCAGUAUUGGAAGGGCAGUACUAAAUCUUAGCUCUGCAGCUCUCAAGCAGUAAGAAACUCAACAAACCAGUCUGCCAACAACAUGCAUGGUGCCAUCCUAGGUUUAGAAACCCAUGGUAUAACUGGCUAAGAUCUAUGGCCAUGCUUAUCCUGUUGAUGCAGGACACAAACUGUAAAUAUGGUGAUGUCUUUUAUCAGACUAAAACAUAUUUCCUUGAAUAAUGCUACAUUAUUUCAUUGAACAUAUGAGUUCAACAUCCUGCACAAAGUUCAGACAUGAUUUUAGUAUGGAUGUGACAUUUGCCAUGACUUUUUAAAGUGCUGCUAUGCUGCUAUACAUCAGGUGUUAGGGCUAUAUAACAGUCAUAAUAAUAUGCAUGCUAAUGUCUAUUGUUCAGAAUACCCCGUGACUUCUUCAUCAUCUGUUUGGUGUUCAAGGCCUCGAAGUACCUCCAUUUUUAUUCCUCAGCUGUAUUGUUUAAUUAAACCUCAAGAAUGAAGUCAUGUUCCAUAAUAAUGGGUCAGGUGGCAAAUGACCAAAGACUAGGUACAACAUGAACAUGUUAACUAAACAAAUUGUGUCAGCCCACCUUGUUCGCAUGUGGCCCAAGAUGUUAGCAUUCAAAAGCAUAUGGAAGAUAUUAAGCUCCCAAGUUCUCAUGGCUGUCAGCAGAGCCUCAGAGGUGAUGUAAGUUGGUCUGGGGUCAUAAAAGCAAGCAGAAAAAAGAACACUGUGUACUGACUUAGCUUACUUAACCUCAUUAUAAAUGGAUCUAAUUGUAAAAAUUCACCUUCAUUUUGGCAAAGCAAUACACAAUUACCUUGUCAAGUAAAGAUAGGUCAAUUUUGUGCUGUCACAUAAAGGUUAGGGGGGCAUUGAGACAUUAUUGAUUGGGCAUGGUUAGGCACACCGAAGGAGCAUGAAAUGUGAAUGCAACAUUCUACCCUGCAUGAACUGUGGCCGAGUUUUCUAGCGACUAAUUUUACUACAAGCUCCAUCAGCCUGGUUAAAUGUUGUGAGAUUUCUAUGAGUUAGAAAAGGUUUAUUGCACUUAGUGUAUCCUUGUAGUAAGGAGCCUUGCUGAGUAUACAGACGGUUUGUUAUGCAAUUAUUUAAUUCAGGAUAAUCCAUACUUUGCUUCUCUUGCAUAAGCAGCAAAAUCAGAAUGCACAUGAGCUGUCUUCCUAUCUGAUGAGUUCUCCAAUAAACUUAGUGAGGCCAUUGUAAAAUAUAUUAAAGUACGGCAUCUGACAGGACUUUAGAUCUGUUAUCAGGUGUCAUUAUUGUGAACUCCUGGUAGCAGCUUUAUAUGUCUGUUUUGAACCAUGAGUGGCAAUGCCGUCGAAGUUUUUACUUUUUAUUCUUUAGUUAACUUUUGUUAUUGUUUUCUUUUUCCUUUCUGAAUCUCUACUUCUUUUAAUUAUUUUAUUCAGUUUUUUUUAUGUUCAUUACAUUUCCUUUCCCCCCUACUUUCACUUUAUUACUGUUAAUAGAAUCUUUCUAAGAAUUUCUGCUUAGUGACCUGAUAAGCAGUAUACUUACAUGGAAAAAAGCCUUUUGACUCAAAUUGAAAUGCUCUUGUGGUAAGGAAGAGUGCAGGCAACCUGCAGAUGGUAGUAGCCGUAGCCAGUUUCUUCAGUGGAAACAGUGCUAGAUAUUUUAGAAAGGUCAGCCAUGUGACUGUAGAAAACGCUAGAUCAGAACAAUCUUGGGCCAGUCACCAAACUCAAGCAGCUUGUUUGCAAACCUGUCAGGCCACUCAUAUUUGCGAUUUUGUUUGCCUGCAGUACCAGGGUUUUCGUGUGUUUUUCCCAAAGUGUGAUUCAUGACUUCCAAAAAUGAAGCUUGCAUUUACCUUAAGCAUUUUCCCGUUUCCUCUUCAUUCUCAAAAAUGUUAAUCUUACUUUGAGGCAGUUAAAAAAUGGCAUAAUUGUACAA
Protopterus annectens (West African lungfish) is the source of this 5563-nucleotide messenger RNA. Its product is annotated as heparan sulfate glucosamine 3-O-sulfotransferase 3B1-like. The record is from RefSeq and is a predicted model, not a curated record. The coding region runs from base 1075 to 2205 and encodes 376 amino acids. Lineage: Eukaryota; Metazoa; Chordata; Ceratodontiformes; Protopteridae. The transcript has 2 exons. Gene Ontology annotation, molecular function: [heparan sulfate]-glucosamine 3-sulfotransferase activity.